GUGGGCUGAGCACCCUGGUCUCGGCUGCUUUGUGCAAUGAGGGGAGGAAAACAACUGCUUCUCUUUGCAGCAUUAAUUCUCUGGGUGAAAUGUCAGCAAAGGCCAGAUGUGAUCAUAAGACCCGAUCUGAAAAACUUCUUCAAUGGAGACUUAUUUUACUUGAUCUGUAGCAACAGUGGAAGCACAGUGAAAUGGUACUUAAAUGAUGUUAUAUUACCAGAGACAAAUAAUACUCUGAGGAAAGCAGCUGCUUCCCCCGCGGACUCUGGCAAAUAUGUUUGUGAGAGCGACGGAGCAAAGAGUAACGAGUGCUCCAUCACUGUCCACGAAUACACUCCCAGUGCCUCACUCACCAUUGAGACAGGCGGACCAGUGAUGCCCACAAAGGGUGCUGUUCGUCUGAAGAUUGAAAAUGAAGAUGGUCUUAAGGGGUGGAUGUGCAAAGUCAACAGGGGAGAGGAGACCAAAACAGUCAAACUGAAGUUGACAGAAAACUCUGUGAGUUUCGUGUUUCAGCCCACAGAAUUGAAGGUCCCCGAGACAAUUUACUGGUGUACAAAUAGUACUGAAGAAUGUAGAAGUAACCAGAUCACUCUCUGGACUACAGAUAAGGAUGUGAUGCUGGAAAUGUAUCCCUGGCCGGCUGUAGCUGGAGAGAGUCUUACUCUGAGGUGCAUCGUUUGGGGCUCGGAUCAAGUUAGAAAAAGUGUUUUCUUGAGAAAUGACACAGAAAUUAGCACAGUUACUGGAUCUACCCACACAAUUACAAUUGUAGAUAUGUCUGACAUGGGGAGAUACAAGUGCCAUGCCACCUACAGAUAUAGUGCCCAGACUAGGAAGUUACCACACCAAAAGGAUUCGGAUACUCAAUAUCUGUCUGUCCAAGUGCCCCCUGUCAGAGCAACACUCUCCAAAGACAUGUUGUGCUCUUGCUCAUCAUGUGGUAAUGAUAUGCCGUAUCGCUACUACAAGAAAAACGGCCAGUCGUGGACAAUGCUUCCUAAAGACCAGAAACCAGACAGGAGUGGUACUUAUCGAUGUAGAGCUGUGGGUGAAUUCAUGAGAACUCUGCCUAGCGCCUCUGUGGAUUAUAGUGCUGGAGUACCACUGGUAGGAUCUUUGAUUGGGAUUCUUGUGAUCGUGCUGUUGGUUGGUGGAGCAUUUGUUGUAUAUUUUGCGAUGAAGAACAGGAGAAACAGCCAAGAGGCAGUUUAUGAGGAUGUAGGGCUUCAGUUAAGAGGUGAACAAAACUACGAGGAGCUACAGAAGGUCCGUGGGAGAGGGGGCGAAUAUGACACUCUUCAUCCUGAGGCAUCGGGGACUGACAGAAAAGGUGAAUAUGCACCACUGAAAAGAGCUGAAAUGCAGGAAGAAGAGUACCACGAUCUGGGAGCUCAGGGUGCAACAGGAGGAGAUGGGGGUUACGAAGCUCUGCAGAAAAGUGAGAUGCAACAAGGAGAGUACCACAGUCUGGGAGCUCCAGGUGCAGCGGGAGGAGGUGGGGGUUACGAAGCUCUGAAGAAAAGUGGGAUGCAGGAGGGAGAGUACCAAACCCUUGACGCCAAAAAAAGCACUUGAAGCGGCAGGCAAAGACACAGAAAUCAAGAUAGUGGAAGGAUAACACAAGACAGAAGAUAUCACACUCUUAUAUUAAGCUGUAACACAGAAUGUUACAGAGUAUGUUACAAUCAGAAAAGUAGAUUUUUGUCAGCCACAGAUCCUCUAAUAAUUGUAGAGAGAAGGAAAAAAUAAUUAUUAGCGAGGAUAAAUGGUUUCAUUGAACAACUGUUUCUGAUAUUUGAUUAUAUUCAUGAUAUUACAAAUAAAUAUUCCACAAACUGUCUUGACAGGUCACCAUAAUAGAUAAAUGUAUUGAUUUUGUGAAAAAAAAACAGUCAAUACCAACAAUGAAUUUAAUAACCAAAGUCUUUUCACAAUUUUUCUUUCUUAUUAUCAGUAUUAUUUUGAAGCUGUAAGAAUAACAAGGUUUCUGUUCUUAUUCUUUAUUAAUUCUGCUUUGAUGACAUCAGCAGGCUUGUGGCCAAAUACACUGUAUAUGCAUUUCCGCAUUUCCUAUCACUUAAACAACAUAAGAAGAUCGGGGGAUGUUUUCUAACGUGCUCAUUAUUUUGUUAUGACUUGUUUCUGGAUUUGAGAAUUUGCUAAUUAACAUUUUGCAUUCAGUGCGCAGAAGGAAGAGGAUUGUAGGCUUUUAAGUACAAUAACAUUUUUAUUUGUAUUAUUUUUAUUAGGUUCCACUGUAAAAAACUUCGUAUGUCGUAUGUUGUUUUAAAGGGUUUGCUAAAGAUGUUAA
Cololabis saira (Pacific saury) is the source of this 2314-nucleotide messenger RNA. RefSeq lists its product as uncharacterized. NCBI's taxonomy places the organism in Eukaryota, Metazoa, Chordata, Actinopteri, Beloniformes, Belonidae. Gene Ontology annotation, biological process: cell surface receptor signaling pathway. Bases 37 to 1578 code for a protein of 513 amino acids. Gene Ontology annotation, molecular function: transmembrane signaling receptor activity. The record is from RefSeq and is a predicted model, not a curated record. The transcript is spliced from 8 exons.